UAUUAAUUUGUUUAUACCUUCAAUUAUUCAAUAUGCCUGCAGUGCGUCGAAGAACCAAUAGAUCUGUCAGCAUAUCGGAGGCUAAACUAAGAGCAAAUGAAAAUGGCACAGAACAUACUGCAAAGACGGAAAACACUAGAAUCGUUAAAGAAAUGCCACAUUAUGGUACAAAGAUAUGUCACGAAGCGAGAGACUCUUUAUUUAGCUCGAAAAGUGGCUUCUCUGAUUAUCGCGGAUUUUUGAACCUCUGUGUCAUACUUCUUGCUAUUAGCAAUGCAAGAUUAUUUCUUGAAAAUGUUCUAAAAUAUGGAAUAUUGGUUGAUCCUUUUCAAUGGCUUGCAGCGAUUUUCCAAGACCCAUAUGAGUGGCCAAAUGUGUUGUUGAUGUGCGCUUCCAAUAUUUUUAUAGUAGUUGCAUAUUACAUAGAGCUAGCUGUUGCCCGAAGCAAAAUUUCAAACAGCGUUGGCAUAGGGUUCCAUGUAAUAAAUCAAUUAGGAGUAGUAGUCCUUCCGCCAUUGCAAAUAUUGAUGUUAGAACCUCACCCAAUAGGUUCAGUCUUUGCAUGUGGUACGUACAUCAUUGUCUUUGUUAAACUGUGGUCCUAUGCACAAGCAAAUAGCUGGUAUCGGGAAGAUUAUCUCAAAGCUUCGAAUCAAAAAAGAAAACUUCGACGCACAGCUUCAAUGCCAGAUACAAGGAUCGAUGAAAAACUGAAUCCAGAGGCAAUUCAGGUCCAAUACCCAUACAAUUUAACAAUAAAAAAUUUAUACUAUUUUAUGUGCGCACCAACUCUAUGCUAUGAAUUGAAUUAUCCACGAAGCAUAAAAAUACGAAGAGCUUUUCUCUUGAGAAGAAUUAUAGAAGUGUUGUUUUUACUGCAACUUGAAUUAGCUCUUUGUCAGCAAUGGAUUGUUCCUACUCUACAAAAAGCCAUCGCCCCAUAUAAGCUGGAAGGAAGCAGAAUGUUGGAAAGACUUCUUCGACUUGCGAUACCUAAUCACUUUAUGUGGCUUAUCUUCUUUUACUGGUUUUUCCAUUCUGUUCUAAAUGUUAUUGCCGAAGUUUUACGUUUCGCGGAUCGUGAAUUUUACCGAGAUUGGUGGAAUUCAGAAACAAUUGUUUAUUUCUGGCAAGCAUGGAAUAUACCCGUACACAAAUGGUGUACGAGACACGUCUACAAGCCUAUUUUAAAAUCAGGUGGAUCGAAGUUUAUCGCACAAGUUGCUGUAUUCCUACUAUCAGCUUUUUUCCACGAAUAUAUGGUCUCGAUUCCUCUUCAUGUUUUCCCUUUCUGGGCGUUUAUGGGCAUGUUAGCUCAAAUCCCAUUGUCAGCUGUCACAUAUUGGGUUUCUUCAAGAUACUCAGAAAAUCAAUGA
Molecule: messenger RNA, 1376 nt
Organism: Styela clava
Lineage: Eukaryota; Metazoa; Chordata; Ascidiacea; Stolidobranchia; Styelidae
Source: RefSeq, a predicted model, not a curated record